CAUCACAAAGACGGAUGAAAAGAAGACAUGAAAACAAUUAGGGAAAAGAGGUGCUGAAGAAAUGAGGAGAGAAAUCACUUCCACCCAGUCGACGCUGACAGCAUUUCCGCUGAUGCACCUUCAUAAAAGUGACCAGCCCUUCCCACAUGGGAAAGAGCAGGGCGACAAGACGCGGGAAACAGUUGCCCGGCGCGGCGAGAGCCGAAGCGAGAGCCGAAGCUGAUCGUCCACCCCCGAGCGGCUGCGAGUCCUGCUCCCCCGAGGCCGCCUCCUUCACAGGCUGGGCAGCUGACGUGCACCCCUGUGUGCAGGAUAUGAAGGUGCAGGGUGUCCCCCUCUGGCUCCUGGGCAUCACGUUUGUCCUGUGCUCAGGGCACCUCCGUGGUCUCAGGAGAUGUCCGAUCUCCAUGGACAUGCGCCACCUGCAAGAGAGUUUCCAAGACAUCCAAAGAGCCAUACAAGCCAAUGACACCUUCCAAAACAUCACCAUCCUGUCUGCACUGGACAGCCUGCAGGGCAUUAAGCCGUUAGAUGUGUGCUGCGUGACCAGGAGCCUCCUGGCGUUCUACAUGGACAGGGUGUUCAAGGACCACCAGGAGCCGGACCCGCACAUCUUGAGGCGAAUCAGCAGCAUUGCCAACUCCUUCCUCUACAUGCAGAAGACCGUGCAGCAGUGUCAGGUGCAGGGACGGUGUCACUGCAGGGAGGAAGCCACCAACGUGACCCAAAUCAUUCACAACAACUAUAAUCAGUUGGAGGCCCGCGUGGCUGCCGUCAAGUCCUUGGGAGAGCUCAAUGUCUUUCUGGCCUGGAUCAGCGAGAAUUACCAAGACGGCUCUGCUGCCUGACACCAGGAGCCAGCUUAAUCACCCAGGCCAGAACACCCCCGUGAGGCUUCCUGGGGGACACAGCUGACUUUGAAGGGGGAGGGACACGGGAAAAACCCCUGUGUGUCUCCUGGUGUUGACCUCCUGUGGACUUGGUGCGCUCAUCUCUGCCGCUUGGAAGCUGUAGGGGAAAAUCUGGGUCUGGGCAGAUCUCGCUCUGCAGCUGAAAGCCCUCCUGGCUGGUCCCAGCCUGCCUGAUCCCCGUUGAGACCGGCCAAAUGGUCUGGUGUGGUGAGCCGGCCUGGGAGGGAAAGGUCCGCUGGCCCAUAAUUUAUUGUGAGGUUGUUUAUCCCAUGUCUGCGAUGUGGGCUGCGCGCUCUCCUGCAACGCACCUUGUCCUGAUUGGAAUAAACUCUGUGCUUUG
Messenger RNA from Oryctolagus cuniculus (rabbit), 1251 nucleotides. The record is from RefSeq and is a predicted model, not a curated record. Lineage: Eukaryota; Metazoa; Chordata; Mammalia; Lagomorpha; Leporidae.